AUGGGCAGAAGACAAGAGGCAGGCAUCAUGGCGGCCGCCAUCUUCACCCUCCUGCUACUACCGAUGGCUGCUGCCAUCCCUGACUGCAUCCUGAAGAAGGAAGAAGCCAUGUGCCUGGAGAAGAUUGAGCGGGCCAACGAGAUGAUGGGGCUGAACGAGUCUUCCCCAGGUUGCCCUGGGAUGUGGGACAACCUCACGUGCUGGAGGCCAGCCAUCGUGGGACAGGUGGUGGAGGUUGGCUGCCCUGAACUCUUUCAGAUUGCCAAUGAAGGAGGAUUUGACUUAGAAGACAGUGAAGCUCUAGAUUCUUCUGAUACUGGGGUCGUGAGCAGGAACUGCACUGAGGACGGCUGGUCCGAGCCCUUCCCCCACUACUUUGAAGCUUGUGGAUUCGAUGACGAUUAUUUUGAGGGGGGAGGGAACCAGGAUUACUACUACCUGUCGGUGAAGGCGCUCUACACUGUGGGCUACAGCACCUCCCUGGUCUCCCUCACCACGGCCAUGGUCAUCUUGUGCCGCUUCCGGAAGCUGCACUGUACUCGGAACUUCAUCCACAUGAACCUCUUCGUCUCCUUCAUCCUGAGGGCGAUAUCAGUCUUCAUCAAGGACUGGAUACUAUACGAGGAGCAGGACAACAACCAUUGCUUCAUCUCCACUGUGGAGUGCAAAGCCGUGAUGGUUUUCUUCCAUUACUGCGUCAUGUCCAACUACUUCUGGCUCUUCAUUGAGGGACUCUACCUCUUCACGCUCCUGGUCGAGACCUUCUUCCCAGAGCGGAGGUACUUCUACUGGUACAGCAUCAUCGGCUGGGGCACACCGACUAUCUGUGUGACGGUGUGGGCCGUCCUAAGGAUUCACUUUGAUGACAGCGGCUGCUGGGAGAUGAACGACAACACGGCCCUGUGGUGGGUCAUCAAAGGCCCGGUGGUGGGCUCCAUAAUGAUAAACUUUGUCCUCUUCAUUGGCAUCAUCAUUAUCCUGGUCCAGAAGCUCCAGUCCCCAGACAUUGGGGGCAACGAAUCCAGCAUCUACCUAACAAAUUUAAAUCCUGGCUUCCUUGAGAAAUUCCAAGAGGACCCCCUGCCUCUGCCCUCAGACCAGCAUUCACUCCCUUUGAUCAACUGCGUGCAGAAAUGUUACUGCAAGCCAAACCGGGCUCAGCAGCACUCUUGCAAGAUGUCAGAACUGUCCACCAUUACUCUGAGGCUGGCCCGCUCCACGCUGCUGCUCAUCCCACUCUUUGGAAUCCACUACACGGUGUUUGCUUUCUCACCUGAGAACGUCAGCAAGAGGGAGAGACUCGUGUUUGAGCUGGGACUAGGAUCCUUCCAGGGUUUCGUGGUGGCUGUCCUCUACUGCUUCCUGAAUGGGGAGGUGCAGUCAGAAAUAAAGAGAAAAUGGCGGAGCUGGAAAGUCAACCGGUACUUUGCUGUGGAUUUCAAACACCGGCAUCCUUCCCUGGCCAGCAGUGGUGUGAACGGGGGCACGCAGCUGUCCAUCCUGAGCAAGAGCAGCUCACAGAUCCGGAUGUCCAGCAUCAAUGCUGAGAACCUGGCCACUUGAACAGCAGUCGAGAUGGCAGCCACGGCCACCCUCCUGUCCCUUUAUAAAAAUGAGUUGCA
Messenger RNA from Trichosurus vulpecula (common brushtail), 1622 nucleotides. RefSeq names its product ADCYAP receptor type I (gene ADCYAP1R1). Gene Ontology annotation, cellular component: neuron projection; plasma membrane. The record is from RefSeq and is a predicted model, not a curated record. Gene Ontology annotation, molecular function: vasoactive intestinal polypeptide receptor activity; G protein-coupled peptide receptor activity; peptide hormone binding. Gene Ontology annotation, biological process: cell surface receptor signaling pathway; adenylate cyclase-modulating G protein-coupled receptor signaling pathway. Bases 1 to 1563 code for a protein of 520 amino acids. The transcript has 17 exons. Lineage: Eukaryota; Metazoa; Chordata; Mammalia; Diprotodontia; Phalangeridae.